Molecule: messenger RNA, 792 nt
Organism: Vigna umbellata (rice bean)
Lineage: Eukaryota; Viridiplantae; Streptophyta; Magnoliopsida; Fabales; Fabaceae
Source: RefSeq, a predicted model, not a curated record
AUGAAUAUUUUUGUGGUAGAAAAAGUGAAGAUUCCUUAUGAUAAGCCUUACAUCAUAUUGAAAGGAGAGGGAAAGAGAAGAACUUUUGUUGAGUGGGAUGACCAUGAUAAUACCUCACAGAGUCCUACGUUUGUAGCCAUGGCUGACAACGUUGUUGUCAAAUCCAUGAGCUUUAGGAAUUCAUACAACAACCCAAUAAACAGUAAAGCCAUUAAGCCUGCUGUGGCAGCAAUGGUGAGUGGAGACAAGUCUUACUUUUUGAGAGUUGGUUUCUUCGGUUUGCAAGACACUUUAUGGGACGACAGAGGAAGACAUUACUACAAGCUUUGCACCAUUCAAGGUGCCAUUGAUUUUAUCUUCGGUGCAGGCCAAUCAUUAUUUGAGAGGUGUUCCAUAUCUGUGAUUGGUGGAGCACUAGAUCCUGGGUUACCAGGGUUCAUCACAGCACAAGGGAGAACACAUUCACAAGACGAAAAUGGCUUUGUUUUCAUUGAUUCUCAUGUCUUUGGAAAUGGAACAACUUACUUGGGGAGGCCAUGGAGAAGUCAUGCUAGGGUUUUGUUUUACAAGACCAACUUCUCCAACGUUAUACAACCUGCUGGUUGGGAUGCAUGGAAAUUUGCUCCAAACGAGAGUGGCAUAACAUUUGCAGAGUAUGGGAACUUUGGGCCUGGUUCUGACACUUCUCAAAGAGUGAGUUGGACCAAGAAGUUGGAUUUAGAAACAAUUCAGAAUAUGACAAGCACCAAGUUCAUUGACACUGAUGGCUGGCUUCAGAAACAACCAUUCUAA